Clupea harengus (Atlantic herring) is the source of this 3118-nucleotide messenger RNA. It is a transcript of the gene ddah2, whose product is annotated as DDAH family member 2, ADMA-independent. The record is from RefSeq and is a predicted model, not a curated record. Lineage: Eukaryota; Metazoa; Chordata; Actinopteri; Clupeiformes; Clupeidae.
UACCCUGACUGCAUUAACUCCCGAGAAAGAAUGCUUGUGAAACACUGCCCUUUUCUGCGUAUGAAAUAAUAGACCUUUCAACUUAUUUGUCAGCAUGGGAAAUUAUAGAAAAAGGAGCAUGUAAACUUAUUGAUAUGAUGAUAUGAUGAUCCAGGUUACGCGAUGGGCGUACACAUGCGGACGCAGGGCAUUGGAGGUGUGGCAAUGGAAACAAUAGAUUUGUGGGAAAGAUGAACAUUGCGUCUCUUGCCUGGAUUGACAGAUUUCACAGAUUCAGUUCGGGGUUGCCAACUGUUCUGUGGGCUAGCUCUAAUCGAAAUGUUUGUUCGGUCCUUAAUGGAUAUAGCCUUCAUUCAGCCCUGAAAGAAAUAAAAGUUUAAGGAAAUUUGUUUACAACUUCAAAACAGCUUUCUUACAACGUAAAUUGUGGAUUCCCGGAUUAUCAUCUACUGAAGAAACAAACAAAACAGAGGAUCCUGCUCCAAACGCUGUAGUUUUCUGGAACUGAACUGAAGCGAAGUGGAGACCAGAGCGUUUAGGAAAACUUUGUUUUCGACAAAGUGUAAAAAGCCCUGGAGAGGUGUGUGUGGUGUGGUGAGGUGGGCUCUGUCUUUUUCUGGAAUGUUCCACCGAAUGCCAGACUCCCCAUAGAGAAGCGGUCUCAGUCCAGGAGAUCUGUUUAGCUCUGUAUGAGGCCUGUCACACCUCAUACAUUCUAGUGCUGUCGGCUUUGAACAGACUCUGGGACACUCACUUCCUCCCACUGGGCUCUGGUGGAAGGACACCAGAACGACAGGCAGGCCCAGACCAAGUAAUAAACACAGGGACACACACACACACAAACAGAGACACACUGACAAACAUUAACACACGGACCAGACGUACGUAGCUGUACUUGGAAGCUCCACCACCCAACAGCCAUGGCAAGUUUGUGUCCCUAUGGACGUUUCACUCACGCCGUCGUUCGAGGCAUCCCAGAAUCCUUCGGGAAGGCGGCUGACGGCAGUGGGGACGCGACCUCGACGGACCUGGCGAAGGCCCAGCGGCAGUUCGGGGUGCUGAUGGGGGCCCUGAGGCAGAAGGUGGGCCUCCAGCUGAUCGAGAUCCCCGCCGACUCGGAGCUGCCGGAGAGCUGGAGGAUCGAGGACGUGGCGGUGAUCAUGGGAGACACGGCGCUCAUCACUCGGCCCUGGAAGCAGCAGAGACGCAGUGAGGUGGAGGCAGUGCGUAGAGUGGUGACGGAGCUCAACCUGUCAGUGGUGGAGAUGGGGGUGGAGGAGGGGGGGUCCGGAGGGGCUACCCUGGAGGGCAGCGAUGUGCUCUUCACGGGACGGGAGUUCUUUGUGGGGAUUUCCAAACACACCAACCACAGAGGGGCAGAGGUGCUGGCCGACACCUUUAGGGACUUCGCCGUGUCCACUGUGCCUGUGUAUGGAGGCUUCAGGCUGAAGAACAUCUGCUCCAUGGGAGGGCCAGACACCAUCAUCAUCAGCAACAGCGAAGGGGCUAGGAAGACUCUGCGGAUGAUGGAGCAGCUGACAGACCAUCACUAUGAGGUGCUCACAGUCCCAGAGGACGCGGCAUCCAACUGCGUGUACGUCCGUGGCUCAGCUAAAGUGGACUACCUGCUCCACCCAACAGCUGAGGAAUGCCCCAAUAGUGUGACUGCCUUCCAGAAGCUUCCAGACUACACCCUCCUCCCUACAGCCUGCAGUGAGGCCUCGAAGCUCGGUGGCUCGCUCUCUUCUUUCUGCCUUCUGAUCAACAGAAAGCCCCAUGCAUACUAACAUACUGCACUAGCAUACUCUCAUAACACACAUACACACCCAGUAUGACUCACAUUACACAACUAAUUCCCUGAAAAACAAAAUCAGGGCAUCUCCAACCAAACUUAUGUCCCACUGUCUUUCCCAAGCUGAUAGACAGUACACUAGCACAUAUACACUGUGUGAUCAGUUGAGAAAUAUUCACCACUUACAUUUUUAGCUUGCAGCUUUAGUUGUCUCCCCUUGGGGAGCUACAUACUGCUGGGCCAGCACAGCACAGCUGCUAGGGGGUAGUGGCUGUAGCCAGCGCUGAUUCAUACCUGCGAAUGUGCUUAGUCCAAGGGCCUGGGGACAGCAAAAUACAACCCCCCCCAGAAAAAAAUUCCAAACAUCUGUGGACGUGCUUAGGUGUCAGUUUCCUUCCUGUGUAAACCUACUUGGAAUGCAUUUCACUUGAAUUUUUUACAAAAAUGUCCUGUCCACGAAUGUGUUAAGGCGGACAAGAGGUGACCAUGAUUUGUCAAGCACAUUAGAGGUCAUUGAAAACGUGCACCUUUUCUUUCACUUCUCCCCUAGCUUUGUCUAAGGUGCCUAUGCACCAUCCUCUGCUCUUGAGGGCCAUCUGCUGGGAUUUAGACCACUGUGGAGAAGAACUGUACAAGGGACAGAAUUAAUCUGUGGUUUACCAAUGACCUGUCAAUUGUUGAAUUGCUCUUUUUGAAGAAUGUUACUAGGCAUAGGAAACAUCUCUUAAAAGGUGCAAUAUGUACUUUUGGUCCUAAAAAAACACCUAAAAAGCCUGCAGACAUUAACCAUGUGAUCCUGAGGGCAUAAUACAUAUCUUUUAGUAUUCUUUAGCAUUCUGUUUCAGGCCUGUUAUUGCAUUUGUUUACAUCUCUCGGGCCUUGAUAAAUACAAUAUAACAUAACAAAGGCCUAGAAUGUACAUAAAUAUUGGCAAACUCAAAAAUAUUUCCCUGUCCUUGUAGAUUGAAUCAUGAUUGGUCUGUAAUCCUUUCAUUGGGAUGGUAAAAAACGUAUUACACCUUCAGAGAUAUUUUCGCACAGCAUUUUAUAUGGUGACAUUUAUUUACCGUUUAGUCUGGUCUGUAUUUAGUGUAAUAUCAAUUUCACAAGACUUAAUGCUAACCACUAGUCUACAUAUCAGUAAUGAUAUGCUACAGCAUCCACUAUAGGAACAUCAUAAGCAAGUCUGUUGGUCUAAUAGGUGUGUGGAAAUCUGUUUAAGUCUGUAUACACAUGUUCAGUUAAUGUUUGCCCUUUUUGUACAAGUUCUGAACCUUUGUAUUUAGUGUAUAGCUUUUUUUCAAUUUAGAUAAAUUCUCUCCAACA